AUGAGCCUUUGGGGCCUUGCCAUUUUGAGUGGCUACGGAGUGUCCGUUCAGCGGCUGUUCGACGCGGUUCCGUCGCUGCUGUUUGUGGAAUUCUUCGGUCUGCGUGUGCGGCUGGCCCUGCGGUGGGACCCCGGUCUGCCACGACCGAAGGUGAUCCGGUGGCCACUUGUGACGGCAGUGGGUCAAAAUGGCGAGGCGAGGCCUGCGACUGCUGUGCACGCCGACACUGGCGUUCGUUCAGGCCUCAGGGAUAAGCUCCUCGUGGGAUGGGUGGGAUCCGCGCUGGAGACUGCGGAUGUGCUCGCAUUUUUGGAGAGGGGGUAUGCAAGGCGGGGCUCUUUCACAGAGAUCGAUAUGCUCCCCACAGACCUGCAAUACCGUCGCCUCGAUCCUAGCGCCUUCAAGUCCCACACGGAGACCGACAAUGCUCACAGAAAGCCUGAUGUAGGAAAGGCCGGCGAAUAUGUAGUGAAAGCGCUGGGCUCUGCCCUGGACAAAGCCCCCGACAAGGGUGCCGAACCCGAAUUCGACUCAUUCUUCGGCUUCGAAGAGUUCAAGGCCAUCGGAAGUCCCAGCGAGCAGGGUUGCGUCGCUAUCAAAGAAGCAUUCGCUACGACAUCUAGGCGUGUGCACGUUAGACAGCAGGACAACGAGAUAGACGAGGUGCAACCGUCUCCGGUCAGUGGUUCUUCUCCCAGCAUGAGUGCAGUAUCCCCCUCUACGCCACCGGCCACCGGCUCUCGAUCUUCGAAGCGCAAACUUGAAGCAACGAAUAACCUGACUAGCGGCAAGAAGUUGUGUCUCGGCUUCGACAAAGAGGGGACGGAGUUGCGCAAAGAAAGUUCGAACUCGAAGAAUUUCGAUGGCCGAGUGCGGUGUGCCGCCUACGCGCUGGAGAUGUUAUCUCAGAACCCGGGUAUCCAGCACACGAUCAAUCUGCUUCACAUCGACGAUUGUCUCUUCAUCUGGUACUUUGACCGCGAAGGCAUUGUGCGGUCCAACGGCAUUAGCUUCAUCGCCGACUUCCCCCCUGUUCACGGACAUGUUCGUCGUGGGGAGCGCCUCACCAAGGAGUUGUACGAUGGGGCCCCCCUAAUCGCACUACAAGACGGGGCUCAGGAUAAUUUCCAGAGGUGGCGUCGCGAGCUUCUUUUUGACAAUGGGUAUAAGUCGGACCCCGAUCCAGAAGACUUGAUCAAGCUCGAUCAUCACACCGAUCUCACCAAGGAGCUCAAGAACCCCUUUGCUAUGGCUUAUUACACCGAACUUGGAUAUACAUCUAUGUCGUGGUCCAUUGAAAAACUCGAGGAUGUAGAUGUUGCGAUACUCGUCGCUGGGCGCUGCAAGAUCAAUUCAUGGUUCUGGGUGUUAAUCUGCGAAGAGAAGGAGGAUGUCCCAGCAGGACCGGCGCUGAAUUUGGAUUGCCAGAAAUGUAAUCUGAAGUCCUUUAGAGAGCGGUUGCUGCUGGGCUGGAUGAAGACCUCAUUGAAGACCUUGGAAGUGAUUGGAUAUUUGCGGGACUCUGCCGUUAGGCCUUUCCUCACUUGUACACGUGGGAGCUUCCAAAGCUAA
Messenger RNA from Pleurotus ostreatus (oyster mushroom), 1572 nucleotides. RefSeq lists its product as uncharacterized. Bases 1 to 1572 code for a protein of 523 amino acids. The record is from RefSeq and is a predicted model, not a curated record. NCBI's taxonomy places the organism in Eukaryota, Fungi, Basidiomycota, Agaricomycetes, Agaricales, Pleurotaceae. The transcript has 10 exons.